AUGUGCGUGGUCGUCCGUGGUGGUGCCACAGUGUGGCCAGUCGUGGGGUUGGAUGUCUCUGUGUUUGUGAAGAAGUCGCCAACUUCCUUAGAAUUUGAAUAG
This is a messenger RNA of Echinococcus granulosus, 102 nucleotides long. RefSeq lists its product as hypothetical. The transcript is spliced from 2 exons. The record is from RefSeq and is a predicted model, not a curated record. Bases 1 to 102 code for a protein of 33 amino acids. NCBI's taxonomy places the organism in Eukaryota, Metazoa, Platyhelminthes, Cestoda, Cyclophyllidea, Taeniidae.